Molecule: messenger RNA, 804 nt
Organism: Saccharomycodes ludwigii
Lineage: Eukaryota; Fungi; Ascomycota; Saccharomycetes; Saccharomycodales; Saccharomycodaceae
Gene: CIN2
Product: GTPase-activating protein CIN2
Exons: 1
Coding region: 1-804 (267 amino acids)
Source: RefSeq, a predicted model, not a curated record
AUGGAGGAUGAUAUUGUUGGACACCUAAAUAGUUAUAAAAAGGAAUUGACAUUUUUAAUCAAUGAUCCAGACAAGAAGAUAGCGGCAAUAACUAAGUUUCAAGAGUUUAAAAAGUAUUUUGCCCUGAAUAAAGAUGAAUUGACAACUUAUCAUUUGGAAUUAUAUCGAAAAUUCAUAGAUAAUAUGACCAAAAUCUUAAACAAAGAUCCAAGAACUGAAAAUGUUUUGAAUACCUCUUGUUCUUUAAAAUUUCCAGGUUUUAAAGGGACCAAAAUUGUCACUGGUAAUAAACAACUAGUAAAAUCAAUUUCAACUUUAAAUGCAACUACAAAUCCUGCGGUACAUGGUGUAAUGAAAGACAAGAAAAUACAAUUAAGUGAUAAAUUAUUGGAGAAUUUGAACGGUUGUACAGUAUAUGUCGAUUCUUCCAAUCCGCCUACUAAACCUAUUAUUAUCAAAAAUGCAAAAAAUUGUAUUCUAAACUUGGAUAAACUUGGAUCAUUGCAAAGUAGCAUUUAUCUGGAAAAUAUUAUUGACUCUAGAAUUAAAAUAAAUCUAGAAUCUAAUCAAUAUAUACAGAUUCGUUUCCAUAAACUUUCGCGUUGUGGAAUACAAAUUUCUAGACGGACUUUACAACCAGACUUAAACAAGAUCAAUGUUAUCUUAGAAGAUUGUUGUAAUUUGCUUUUUGAUUUUGCUAAUAAACAGUGUCUAGAGAUUCAAGAUUUUAAUGACAUUUUAAACGAGGGUAAAAAUUAUGAUUUUGUAAAUAACCCGUAUGCACAUUUUCGCACUCACGGAUAA